This is a messenger RNA of Iphiclides podalirius (scarce swallowtail), 1200 nucleotides long. The record is from the annotation of a GenBank genome assembly. Lineage: Eukaryota; Metazoa; Arthropoda; Insecta; Lepidoptera; Papilionidae.
AUGAAUUCGCUGGUGGUGUUAUUUUCUCUGAUAGCCGUGGCCAUGGCAAAGCCGUCGUGGCUUCUACAGAACGCGGCAUCGUCGUCAUCUGUCACCUCAGAAUCUCGUGUAGACGUUCAUUCGUCGCCAUCGAUUAUAACAUCAGCUGCCGUUGCUCCGAUUACCCGUACAUAUGUUGCCGAACCAGCAUUUGCCGCUCCAGUGGCCUUCUCGGCUCCUACUGCGAUUUCCCAACAGUCUCGCGUAGAUAUCAAGUCAUCACCUGCUGUUGUUAGCACAUAUGCUGCGUCCCCAGCCGUUAUUUCUGCACCAGUCGCUGUUUCGGCGCCCGCUGCUAUUGCUGCACCUGCUGCGACUUCAUAUCAGUCACGUGUAGAUGUCAAGACAUCACCUACCAUUGUUAGUACAUAUGCUGCUGCCCCGGUUGCAAUUUCUGCACCCGCUGCAGUUUCUGCACCGAUAGCACUUUCUGCCCCUGCUGCGACGUCGUAUCAAUCACGAGUAGAUAUUAAAUCAUCACCAGCUGUUGUUAGCACCUAUGCUGCUGCACCUGUAGCUGCUCCUGCUAUUGUUGCAAGAACGGCCUAUGCGGCUCCAGCUGUAGCUGCCACACCCGCAGUUUACUCUGCCCCUGCUGCUUUUGCUGCACCAGCGGCGUCAUCUUACCAGUCACGGGUAGACGUCAAGUCAUCUCCUGCCGUGGUCAGCACGUACUCUGCAGCCCCUAUUGCUGCUUUCGCAGCACCCGCAGCAAUUGCAGCUCCAGCUAGCAUCGUCGCCCCCGCCGCAUCAUCCUACACAUCCCGCGUUGAUGUUAAAUCGGCUCCAGCGAUAGUCAGUACUGUUGCCGCUACCCCUGUCGGGUACGCUGCUCCUAUUACAACAGGCGCAUACGGUGCCCCAUUUGCCACAGCCAUCACCUCUCCUGCAUUAGUUAGAACUACUUUUGAGACCCCGGAAGUUGCUGCUGCGCGUGCUGCACACUUUCAGGCUAAAGCCCUUGCUGAAGGUCAUCUGAUUCGUAAGCGGUCAGCUCUGCUAGCCGCCGUACCCUUGGCACCAGCAGCGUCAUCUUACCAAUCUCGUGUUGACAUUAAAUCGUCUCCUGCCGUCAUCGAAACCUAUGCUUCUGCUCCCAUUAUUUCGACUUACGCUGCUGCUCCGAUUACUUACACUGCAAGGGCCUACGGCAUUCCUUGG